Molecule: messenger RNA, 130 nt
Organism: Diversispora eburnea
Lineage: Eukaryota; Fungi; Glomeromycota; Glomeromycetes; Diversisporales; Diversisporaceae
Source: the annotation of a GenBank genome assembly
UAGUCGAUCCUGUAGUUUAUAAACAAAGAUUUUCUCAACAGUCAUCCCAGUCAAGUACUUCAUCAAUAGUUAGGAGAAUGAGUAAUCAACUUCAGAUCAAUUCCCCAGCAAUACAAGAUGAUGAAAUGGA